Messenger RNA from Chanos chanos (milkfish), 1797 nucleotides. RefSeq names its product Nedd4 family interacting protein 1 (gene ndfip1). The transcript is spliced from 8 exons. Lineage: Eukaryota; Metazoa; Chordata; Actinopteri; Gonorynchiformes; Chanidae. Bases 214 to 849 code for a protein of 211 amino acids. Gene Ontology annotation, molecular function: WW domain binding. The record is from RefSeq and is a predicted model, not a curated record. Gene Ontology annotation, biological process: vacuolar transport; positive regulation of protein ubiquitination; ubiquitin-dependent protein catabolic process. Gene Ontology annotation, cellular component: perinuclear region of cytoplasm; endoplasmic reticulum; Golgi apparatus.
GGUUUGUCAGUUAGCAAGCUAGUCCACAAUAUCCCGAGGCCCUGUCUAAACAUCUCAAUUUAGCUCAAAAACAAGCUGUACUUGACAGCUUGUACUUAAUUAUAUCGAAGUGUAUCAAGUAAUUUGCGCGUGGACUUUGUAUUCUCAUUUAUAAUAGAUUUUAGUCACGUAAAUUUCGACUACAGAUCAAAAAGGGGCAAGGCCAACUGAAGAAUGGCUGAGCAAAGGAAUGGCUAUCAUCAGCUGACCAAUGAGGAGGAGACAGGUGAGGUACCUCAAGAGGCCACCGAUGCCCCACCGCCAUACCACAGCAUUGCUUCUGAUAAUGCAGCAUAUCCUAACUACAAAGAUGAUGGGGUGUUUCCCAGUCCGCCCUCAUACAACGUAGCUACAUCAUUGCCCUCAUACGAUGAAGCUGAGAGGACCAAAGUGGAGUCCACAGUUCCUCUCGUCACUGCUGGGGAGGAUGAUUUUGUGGCCCGGGAUGACUUUGACGAUGCUGACCAGCUGCGAGUUGGAAAUGAUGGUGUUUUCAUGCUAACCUUUUUCAUGGCAUUCCUGUUCAAUUGGAUUGGCUUCUUCCUGUCUUUCUGCUUGACCACCUCAGCCGCAGGGCGCUAUGGUGCUAUCUCGGGGUUUGGCCUGUCUCUCGUCAAGUGGAUCCUUAUUGUCAGGUUUUCCACAUAUUUUCCUGGAUACUUUGAUGGGCAGUACUGGCUGUGGUGGGUUUUCCUUGUUUUGGGAUUCCUGCUGUUCUUUCGAGGAUUCAUCAAUUACUCCAAGGUGCGCAAAAUGGCAGACGCAUCUUUUUCCACUCUUCCUCGAACCAGAGUCCUCUUCAUCUACUGAAGAUUAUGGUGAGCUUAAUAAAAAAGAAUAAAUCAACACAAUUGCAAAAUCCAGAACAAGCCUCAUCAGAAAUCUUCAAAUGUGCAGGAUCCACACCUCAGAAGGUUAUGGUUGCUUUAAAGCCUGUAUACCAUUCAUCAGUGAAUGGCUUCUUCUUUUAGAUGCACUUAUAGUAGCAAAUGCUGAUAGUCCUGCUAUUGUAUAUUCAGUAGGUGCACUACCCAGAGCCAUUUACAUUCAACUCUGAUUUAUCUGUUAUGCCUUAUGUCUUACAGCUUACAGUCAGCAUGCAUUAUACUAUUUCAAGUUCCUGUAACCUUCAUUUCAUUAAGAUAUCACAUUAAACAGUGAGUAAUGUGUAAAUUAUGGGGGGUGUUGGCUUUCUCUUACAUAAUUUUGGAAAAAAAAAAAAAAAGGACGAAUAAUGAUAUAACUUUGUGAGUAAAUUUGUUAACCAAAGUAACACAGCAUUAGAUAUAUGAAGUUGUAUUAUGAUAGAAUGUUACAAAAAUGUGCACUUUUUAAAUGUUGUCAAGCAGUGCUACAGACAUGGCCUUGUAAGUUUGACUCACUGUACUCACUGUAGCAAAACAAAGGGAUAUGCAAAAUCUGUAUCUCUGAAUGCAGUUUGGCUUCAAAUCUUUUUGUAAUACACUAUGACAAGUGGACCAAAACUGUUGAUCAGAUGUCUUUCAAAUAAAAGAAGUUAGCAAAAUUCACAGUCAUACCUCUGUACAAGCAAUAGCUUGUUCCUCCAGUACUCCACAAUAUAGAAACCGACAGGAUAAUUAUGCCAAACGUAGGACCAGAUAAAACAUUCAUUGUUUUAUAUUAAUGAUUUUACUAAAAGGGAUAUCCAUUAAGUUGUGAUGCAUUAUCGAUUUUGUUGUUAUUGAAUGUUUUACAAAAUUGUAAAGUUGCUUUGAAUAAAUGUCUCUUCUAAAGCAA